This is a messenger RNA of Physcomitrium patens, 1811 nucleotides long. RefSeq lists its product as uncharacterized. The record is from RefSeq and is a predicted model, not a curated record. NCBI's taxonomy places the organism in Eukaryota, Viridiplantae, Streptophyta, Bryopsida, Funariales, Funariaceae.
AAAUUGGACAGUCUUUUCAGGGGCCCCAAACCUUCUCGUAGAGAGAACGAACAGUUCUACUUAACUCGGGAGCACUUGGAACCGUUGAAUGAACUCUGGGACGAUUGGGGACGUCUUGGUUAGGGAAGAAGAUCAUUAGAUGAUCUCCAUUGUAGAGCUGGCGGAAUCAUUGUUGAGCCGCGUGAGUGUAGCUUCAAUCUCGUUAUGAAGAAGCGCAGCUUGAGCUUAGGCGGUAGGCCGAGUUCACUUAGCCACGCUGCAAUCACGCCAUUUCCUCGUCAAAUCCUCCCAGGAUAUGAAACAGCGCCGAGGCCGAUUGAAAGAGUUGGACCCGCAGAUGUACAGUACUCGGAUUGCGGCUCUCAGCAAGAGUCACAGUCCAAGCAUCCCUUUCUGCCGCGAUCUUACAAUCCGUACUCCUCGCAGAGUCAGCGAUCCCUUUCGCAAGGAUGUCUAACGCAAACUCAAAAUACACAGUUACGGUUCUCACCAAAUACACAACCACAGGACUAUGCUUGCGAUCAAUCGAAAAACUGCAAAGAGACAUCACUUAGUCAGCCGCAAAAACCUCCUCCUUAUUUUGCUGGAUUGACUUCAAGUCUUAAUCGCCGAAACACACUUGGAAAUGCUGGAGGAGCUCAAACACCUGCAAGUUCGACUUCCGCAAGUGCUUCGCUUUUGUUAGUUGGACCUCAGAACAACACGCCUCGUCCAUGGCAACACUGUAAUGUCUCUGAGGACAUAGAAAAAAGAUUAGCCAACUUGGAGAAGUUAAGGGAAGCAGAAAUCGCCGUUAUUCAGAAAAUUUGUGAUGAUUAUCAGCACCUUAAGUCAUUCCUCGAAGAAACAUGUUUCGAGAACACAGACAGCAGAUCAAAAUUGUCGCGUCAACCGAACGCACUUCACAAACUGGUCAAAGAAGAAGAGACAGCGAACAGCAGCAUAACGACUGCCAUUAAAGCCUUGGAGGAAACUAUUCUUCAGGAAGUCGGAAGCUUCCAGCCAACGGCACAAGACGUUUCAAAGGAAAAUGCUGAGGCCAGUUGCAGGCUCAUUACUGAGUCAUUGCGGGAGGAGCUCGUCAACCUCAAGAGUGAUUUGAAAGCUGAAUUCCAUGACAUUUUUCAUCCAGUGAUACCUAGAGAAUCACACCAUCGACUCAUUAAUCAAUCUUCAUCUCUUCGAAAGAAAUCUCUGGAAUCGACUCCAAACCACUCCCCAGUUGCUCUAAAUUCUCCAGCAAUUGUGAAUCUGGAUGGCUCUCCUGACUCUGACUUCGACAGUGGGCUGGACUUCUUGGUUCGAAGUGGUACCCACCUCUCCAGUAUUUCAGCUGUGAAAUCACACAUUUAUCCAAUCGACAAACAUGGCAACGGCUUAGACGACGACAUACGCAAGUCGGUUCGCAGGAAGAUUCUUCGAGGUAGGAGUCUAAUCCGAUCAGCAGGCAUUGUUGUCCUUUCGAAAUUCGCUUCAAGUACGUUUGCAGCUCGAAAAAACAGACACUGAAUUUUCCAUGGAUAGCUGACGUGGUUGAGCGUCCAAAGUGCCUUUCCGUAGUAACGUAUUCAUAAUAUUCUUCGCAGCACAUGCUAAUUUUAGGCAUAAAUUUACCUGAAUAACAUGAUUCUAUUUUCAGCUCACAGGAGAGUGCGUUGCAAAUUGGUUUAACUUUCACGAAAAGCAUAAGGUGGACUGCAAUCUUUUGGAAGCCCUUCGGCUGGAACUGGUAAUUCAUCGUAGCGUGUCACAGCAACAUGACGGGUCAUUCCAAAAGACCCGCUGAAAUAAAAAUAAUGAUUUUAUGUGAA